AUUGCUCUUUCACUUCCGUAUACAUACUUUUCAGCGGCUAAUCUGAAAAUGUCAACUUAACUUUGCAAUGGUUUUAAUGGUAAAAUUAAGUAAAUAUAAGAUCUGGAUCUAGAGUCCAGUUUCAGUUCUAGUCGUCUAGAACCUCAUUUUUAUUUUCCUAGAUCUACUAUCUAGAUCUAGGAUAAUAAGAUUAAGUAAAUUACUUACCGAAAAGAGGAUUCAAAUCAAAUUAUUAAAAAAAAGUCAAGAGUUGGCAGGGAUAAUAAUGACUUAAAGUAACAAGAGACUAACUGUCACUGACUCACUCCAGAAAUAAUCAAUUCAUAUAAAGGACUUUACCAGUAAAAUACCAAGCCCAUUUAUUAUCAAAUAUUUUGUAAAGAAAAUGGAUUACCACAAAGAACUUGCAGUCUUAAAAUUUGUUAACAUACUGUGGGGCAAGGAGCUUUCCUCUCUGUUCACAUUGAAAGAUGGAGAAUUUUUUGUUUUUGUUAUUCAUUUAAUAGAUCCAAUGGCUCCCACAUGCAGCAAUUCUGAAUCUGAUGACUGCAGGCUUACCUAUGUGAGAACCUUUUUACAGGAUUUUUAUGGUCAGAACACAAACAUUGAAACAUUCAUUAAAUUUGAUAUUUUGUUGAGGGAAAUGAGUUCAUCUGAAGAAAGUAUAAAGCUGGAGCUAGCUAAGAUCUCUAUUGCUUUGCUUGGUAUUGGCUUACUGGGGGAAAGCAAAAAUGUUUUCAUCAACUCUGCUUUGGGUGUACCUCAAGAUCUGCAAGAAGAUGUAUUGGACAUAGUGCAGAGUGUGAUAGUACCAGAUUCUACAGAAGUUUUGCUUACAGAUAGUAUAGACUAUGUCCUACGACAACCUAUAGAGAGAAGAAGACAGUCACCUGUGCAAGAUUUAAUGAAGUCAGAAGAAUAUGUAAAUAGUGUAGAAAAAAAUUAUUUCCUGAGCCCAUUGAUCAGGAGCCAGACACCAGACAGACGGGUAAACUUCCAGGAUGAAUCCUAUUUACGGGAGCUCUCAUCACCUUUCAGUGCUCUGGAUAUUAAAUCCCCAUCAUCCUCCCUGAUCAAUUUGACCAGGUCUCCCCAGUUCAUUCAAAAGGCUGUGAUCAAACAGAAAGAUUUGGAACUUCGAAAGCUGAGAGAAGCACUCAAUUCAGAAAUAAUUCAGAAAGAAGAAGUAGAGGCUACCUUGCAGGAAAAACUUUCAGAACUUGCAAAUAAAGACAAUGAAAUUUAUCAGCUUCGUGACAGAAUUCGUGAACUCCAGAAUGUCUCAUUAUCCUGUGCCGACAAUGAUGAUGUAAAUUCAAAGGCUGAAAUCAAAGAAUUAAAGCAGAAAGUCUACUCCUUGGAGAAAUACAAAGAAAAAUGUGAAACACUUGAAGUAAACAACAGAUUGCAUGCAGAGGAAAUCUCAAGAUUACACCAGAAAAUCAAGACUAUGGACUCUGAUGUAACCGUCAUCAAGAAGUUCAAAGAUGCUGUGCACCAACUGGAGCUACAAGUCCAGAAGCUUCAGGAUGAGCUGCAAGUGAUGAUCAGUUCCAAAGCACAAUGGGAGGAUGAGAAGCGGUGUCUGUGCUGCAAGCUGGAGGUCCUGAGGGACAGUAACACGGACUUGAAGCAACAGCUGGAAGAACUUCAAGGAAGAAUGAUUGAUGGUCAAGUUUUGGAGAGGCUUGACAGUUCAGGAGAGUCCAUGGGUGUUGUAGCAGACAUUCAGAUUGGAGAACUCAAAGAACAAAUGGAGGGACUAGAGCAAGACAAGCAGAACUUACUGCAUCAGCUAGAGCUUUGUCAGAAAGAGCUAGAGAAGGUUAAUAGUCGGGCUUCCAGCCAUGAGCACAGUCAGACGGUCCUGAGAGAGACUAUCAGCAACCUGAACUCAGCACUGACCAUUGAGAAAGACACCAACCAGAAGAUGAAAGUCCACAUGGACAGUUUAAUGACCAAGUACAAGGAAGUCACUUUCAAAAAUGAUCAGAUGCAAAAAGAAAAUGAAGCUUCCGCUGCAGAGAUCAGCAGACUGACUACCUCCCUUGAUGAGACUGUAAAACAGCUGCAGACUUUGCAGAAGCAGCAGACAGAAAAAUCUGACAAGAGCUGCGUCCUUCAACCUCUGAAAGAGCCAUCACAACAAAAGGAUAAGUUGACACUUCAUAAAUCUUGUUCUGGAAAAAAUACAUUGACUGAGACAAAUAGCAUUAGAACAAAACCAAGAUUGUCUUCAGGUUAUGAUAGCCCAGAAAAGUCUAGCCCGUCACUAGAUACUUCAUUUGUGACUGUCUCACUGAAAACAUUGACAGAAGAAACAAAGUCUGGGAGAGCUUGUUUUCUAAGAAAGUCAUCCACCACCGAUAAGUGUGAAGAGGAACCUCUUUUGAAAAGAGACAGAGUGCCAACAUCAUCCCUGCAGUCCAUGAAAGAUCUUCUACAAUCUUUUCUUGCUUUUUUAGCUGGUGUGUUUCCCAAUGCUAUGGCUUGCGCCAAUGAGCCUGAGGAAAACAGCUUUGAAUGGGAUAAGCUGAGCAGAAUCAGGGAUGCAGUUAACCCUUUGAAUAUGAAUGAGUCAAGUGAGAAAAAAGUCAAUCCCUUUCGUGAUGAUGGUAGGAUACAGAAACGUAAACUGCCUCUCAGGCCUAGCUUAAGUGAAAAUAUAGAGAUGGUCACACCUGUUAAACAAAAGAAAACAAGUGGAACAGUCAUCUAUUUCCCAUUAAACCCAGAUGGCCCCAUCUAUCCUCCUCCCAAGCCAACAUUAAAUUAUAAAGGUAAAUCUGGCAGGCCUAACAAAGACAUUCCUGACAGUGGUGUACCUUCUCUGUUGCCGUCUGCUCAAAAGGCCAAUUCUGAGAAUCUAUAUUCAGUUAAUUGGAGAACAAAUCCCUAGAUUUACUUUCAAAAACUUAAUAAAUCUAAUUAUUUGGUAUGUAUGUGAUGAAAUUAAUUAUUCAACAGAGAUUAUAUCUAAUUAUUUGGCCUAUUUGAUGAAAUUAUUAAUUACUCAGCAGAGAGUUAGCUUGAAAAGCAAGUACUAAUCAAAUCAAAUUUGCCUGCUUAGGUUCUGAAAUAUUUGUAAUGCUUAUGUUAGAAUUUUACCUUUUUUUUAUUCUCUAGUUCAUAAUCAUUUUGAGGUGAAAUUUAAAAAAAAGGUAAUGAUUUAUUUUGGUUUAAAUUAUUUUUUUUUUUACAGUCACUGACUUUCAUACAGAAUUUAUUUUUUCAGUAAUUAAAGACUUAGUAUUUAUUUUACUUUCUGAAUUUUCUAUCUCAAAACUAAAUCCAACCAUAUCGUUGCUCUGAUUUUAAUCAAGUCAAAUCAUAUUUCGUUUUGUAAUAGAUUCUUGUAAAGGUCUUGGAGAUGUUUUUUCAAUUAUAUUUUUAAGUGUAAUGAAUACAUACUUUGUAAAGAUAGCUGGGUGUUUAUUUUUAGCUUUUUUUUUCUUCUCUUUUGAUGGUGUCAGGCAAGGCACUAGUACUCUGGUCAAUGAACAUUGUCUAUCUAUGUAUCAAUCUUUUUUCUAUCUAUCUAUCUGCUUUCUAUUUAUUUAUCCUUUUAUUCUUCUAUCCCUCCAUCCAUACAGACAUCCACAAAUUUGAUUUACUGAAAUCGUAAAAUAGGGAAGCAACAUUUUUGUCCAUUAAAUGAUGUAAAAUAGGGAAGCAACAUUUUUGUCCAUUAAAUGAUGUAAAAUAGGGAAGCAACAUUUUUGUCCAUUAAAUGAUGUAAAAUAGGGAAGCAACAUUUUUGUCCAUUAAAUGAUGUAAAAUAGGGAAGCAACAUUUUUGUCCAUUAAAUGAUGUAAGAUCGAUGCACUUAUUGUUCUUUUAUUCUGAACUUUAAAAUCUGCUUUAUUUUUUGUUUUGUUGACCCAGUUUUGAUAUUUACAUAUACAGAGUUGUGUUGCUGACAUUAAUAGAAUAAUAGUAGUCUUCCCCACUUUAUAAAAUCUAGUCUGUAGUUGAAUAUAAAAUAUUGAAGAAAAAAACAAGAACGUAUAGUUUGUAAAUAUUUUUUUUAUGCUGUGGAUGUAUUUUUUAAAAAUGUUUUUUGUAGUUGAAUAUAAAAUAUUGAAGAAAAAAACAACAUAUAGUUUGUAAAUAAUUUUUAUGCUGUGGUUGUAUUUUUUUUAAACUGAUAUAUUUAGCAAUGUCACUUAAAGAAUAUCUUAAGUGCAAAUGUAUUUAUAGUAUUUCUUUUAAUAUAAAUAUAUUUUUAAGAUUGAAUAAUAUGUAAAGAUUUACUAUUGCCAAGGUAAAUGAAUUUGUAUAGAAAAAUAUAACAAUGCACUUUGGCCUUUACAUAAUUUGAUUGUAUGAUUACAUUAUUUUAAAAUGUGUGUAAUUAUGUUUGUCUUUCUGUAGCAUGAUUUGAUGAUAGAUUUUAUAGUUAACUGAAACUAGAAUGAAUUGUAGCGAUCGUAAUUUAAUUUUGUUUCUAGUCCAAGUUUUAUUAAAUUACCACAAAAUUAGAUUUUAUUUCUGUUACCGGGUACUUUGUUUAGUGAUGUUACAUACAAAAGCUCAAUUUUUUUUUUUUUCUGAACUGCAAUGAAGUUUAUUCGUAUCACCAUUUCUCUGCUAUAGCUUAGUGCACAUCAAAUUUCAUUUUUUUUAAAAUUAUAUUCUAUAAUAUGCAUUGGUAGAAUUGGUGGACAUGAAUAAAACUAAUGCAGAUUUUUAAAUAUAUAACAUUGUCUUGUCUUAUAUUUGCUCAAUGUUUUAAAAAAAAUGAAACAAAUGGCCUGAGUAUUGAAGAGAAGACAACUUAACAUGGUUAGUGUAAUGCUUAUCUUCAAGUGAUUUCCCUUGAAUUUUAUUUUUUUAAAUAAAUAAGAUAAGAUAAUUUUAUUGAUCCCCAUUCAAAUGGAAAUUAAGUUUGACUACAAUUGACAACCUCAGUGUAACUACUGCACAAUAACAGUAUAGAUGAAAAAUUUGAACAACAUUCACACACGAAACACACACUCAGAACCAGCGCUUUAUGACUUAGACUUCUAUGUACUUCUGGAUGAUGACAGAUGAUCUUGUAACACUCUGACCCAAAGUGGAAUAAAGGAGUUUUAAAAUCUUUCUGUUUUAGUCCUAAUGGAAAGGAGACGACAUAACAGGUUUUAACGAUAACAAA
Messenger RNA from Biomphalaria glabrata, 5137 nucleotides. RefSeq names its product putative leucine-rich repeat-containing protein DDB_G0290503. The record is from RefSeq and is a predicted model, not a curated record. The transcript is spliced from 22 exons. NCBI's taxonomy places the organism in Eukaryota, Metazoa, Mollusca, Gastropoda, Planorbidae. The coding region runs from base 386 to 2899 and encodes 837 amino acids.